AUGCCGGACGACCAAGAGUCUAUUUAUCGAUACGCGACUCCGCAGUUCUGUACUCGGUAUUCUUGUAGGUGAGCAAUGUUAACAUUUUUUUUUCCUCAGAAUCAAGUAAGGGAGUUUAUCUAGUAUACAUUCUCUGACAAUACUCUGAGCCCGCCCGGCGACUAUGCUGUCCGUUGACUAACCCAUUCCCCUACUUUACAGCCACCCCCGUCGUCAACUCCUCCACACCUCACGUCUACUCCCCCCAACGUGCCUUGUUCGACCAACCCCAAUUCGCCGCCCAAUUCCUCCAACGCAUCGCGCACACCAACAAAACCCUCUUGAGCUCCCUCAAAACGACCCAGCCCUACGAAUUCACCGCCGAUCUCCCCAUCGGCACCUCCUUGUAUUCCCUCAUCACCCAAUCCUCUCCCCAAGAUCGAAUCGCACCCCUUCUUCUCGAAGCGCUGUUCUUUGAAUUGAGUCGACAGACCUCCCAUCCCGUUUUGUUGGCGAUCGAUCAGGCGCAGGGUUUGUUCAAUACGACACAAUGCGUCGAUCCAACGUAUCGAAAGUUGGAGGCGCAUGAUUUGAGUUUGCCGAGGUUGUUGUUGGAUUAUGUUGGGGGGGUCAAGAACUUUGUACGUUCGGGUUACCUCUAUCGGUUCUUCAUCAGAACCCUGACCACUCUCUGCCGUGCGGUUCUCACAGUCCAACGGCCUCGUCCUCAUCUCCCCCUCCCACCAAUCCACCACCACUUCCCCAGCCUUGGAAGAACACCUUUCCUCCUCCCCCUACCCAUCCUACACCCCUCUAGGACCCUCGCACCACAUCUACUCCUCCCUCCUCUCUUCGGUCCGUCAACUUCCCGUCCCCGCCCGUCUCGAAAACAGGGAAGCUUUGGGGAUCGUCGAUUUGUUGAUGGGUUUCAGAGCGGUCAGGGAAGUCGGUCAGGAGGGUGUGGAUAAUGGGAGCUUUAUGAAGGCUUUGAUGGAGAGUGAUGCGAGGGUUAGGGAAUUCAGGAAAGGGUGGGAGAGGAACCAGGCGAUUUGA
Molecule: messenger RNA, 1032 nt
Organism: Microbotryum saponariae
Lineage: Eukaryota; Fungi; Basidiomycota; Microbotryomycetes; Microbotryales; Microbotryaceae
Source: the annotation of a GenBank genome assembly